This is a messenger RNA of Bradysia coprophila, 1315 nucleotides long. RefSeq names its product carbohydrate sulfotransferase 5-like. Gene Ontology annotation, molecular function: N-acetylglucosamine 6-O-sulfotransferase activity. The record is from RefSeq and is a predicted model, not a curated record. Lineage: Eukaryota; Metazoa; Arthropoda; Insecta; Diptera; Sciaridae. Gene Ontology annotation, biological process: sulfur compound metabolic process; N-acetylglucosamine metabolic process.
AGAGUGAAUUUUAUACAGUCGAAUAGAAUAGAUUCGAAGUAACUAACAUCGUUGAGAAUGCGUUCAAAAUUGUUAAAUAAUUCGUCGGACAUCAAGUGUGUGCGUCGUCCGAGCCGCACGACAGUUAUUAUUUUUUGUAUUUUAAUGAUAUUUUUGCUGACUAUUUUAAUCAAAUCGCAUUCAAAAACCAUCUACCCAGUCAAAAAGACGGUAAUUAUACGUAAAACUGAAAACGUAAGCAUAAAGGCGAUAGGCGUUGUAAAUGCAAUGCGGGAAGAGAUCGCUUUAGAAAUGGAAGAUUUUGAGAUUGACAACGAAGUGAUUAAGCUGACGAAUUUCACACCAGAAACUAAUGGAAUACCUAUUCGCAGUGUGAUUAUAUCUACAUGGAGGUCUGGAUCAUCGUUUUUCGGUGACAUUUUAAAUUCGCUGCCUGGAAGCUAUUACUUUUACGAACCACUGCGAAAUCUCGGAGAUAUUCAAAUUCGAGACGGUUCGUCGCUGGUUCCAAAAGCCGAGGACGAUUUGCAUAAAUUAUUGAAAUGCAAUUUUUCAGGCAUGUUCCAGUAUAUGCACUCAAAUUUUGUUCGAUACAACACUCGGCUGCAUAAGUUCUGUGGCACUAUUCUUCCUUUCGAUAUGUGCACAAAUGAUGUGACAUUCAUGAGUAAUUUCUGUAGCAUUUUUCCUAUUCAAGUUAUAAAAGAAGUUCGACUGCGGCCUGGUCCGGCAAAAGCGAUUUUGAUGGAUUCUGAUCUGAAUGUGAAAAUCAUACUUCUGAUACGUGAUCCACGUGGAAUCGUUUCAUCGCGAAAACGAGAAAAAUGGUGUCUUUUCAGUAAAGAUCGGGAAUGUGGUGACUAUACAAAUUUAUGCCAAGAUCUGACAUCAGACUUCGAAGCAGCCAAACACUUGACAAAGGAAUACCCACAACAGUUCAAAGUGGUCCGAUACGAAGAUCUGUCGCUGAACGUUUUCGCAGUGAUGGAAGAUGUUUUGAAUUUCUAUGGCCUUCCGUUUAGAACUGAGGUCGAACUCUUUCUGAAAACGCAUUGCACAAGCAAUUCUGGCGAUACAAUGUCCACAUAUCGAGACUCGAAGAAUGUAGCAUUUUCCUGGCGCUAUAAUUUGACCUUUGCGGAAAUCGAGCAAUUGCAGUCCAAAUGCGCCGACGCAAUGAAUUUAUGGGGUUAUCGCAGAUUUAACAGUGAAGGCGAAUUAAACGAUGAGACGAUCGAUCCAAUAGCUAAAUCGUUUGAUGAUAUUUUCUAACUGUGUCCAGAAGAGUGAACGAUAUACUGUAAAUAAAACUGAA